Physella acuta is the source of this 2489-nucleotide messenger RNA. Its product is annotated as protocadherin Fat 1. NCBI's taxonomy places the organism in Eukaryota, Metazoa, Mollusca, Gastropoda, Physidae. The record is from RefSeq and is a predicted model, not a curated record. Gene Ontology annotation, molecular function: calcium ion binding. Gene Ontology annotation, biological process: homophilic cell-cell adhesion. Gene Ontology annotation, cellular component: plasma membrane.
UGACUGGUUAUCGGGCCUUUGUAUCUCCGAAUGAAGUGGCAAGCUCUAUCAAAGAUCGCGUGAAGAGAAACGCUAGAUCAAAUUCUCUUAGCUCGAUGGUGUCAAAUAAAAAUAUUGCUGACACGCCUGCAGUGACAGAAGAGAUGUUUGUAUUUCACCAAUUGUUUGUAUUUCACCAAUUGUUUGUAUGUAAAAGUAAAAGUGUUUGCCACUGAUCAAGUUACUUUCGCGGAAGGCCAUGGAUUUCGCCAAGACAGGCUUAUUUUUUGCUCUUGUAGUCAACAUUCAGCCUGUUCGUUCGGCAGCAAGCUACACAGUGUUUAGUCCUAGUAGUGUUACAAUACCAGCUACAACUAAGACGUUGUAUAAACUUAACAGUAAAGUCAACUGUGUUCCAGCGUCAUUAAGCGACAUUUGCACCUGUCUCGUAGAUGUCAACAAUGGACCUUUUGCGACGUUCUGGCUCAAUACAGACGAUGGAUACUAUGUGUAUUACGACGCCAGCGUAAACCUAACCCCUGGUACAACGUACCCAGUUCGAGUCACAUGCAAGGAGAGCAACAACAACGUCAUUAAUAGACGAACUCUUAACGUGAUAGCAUCCAGCAACACAGCGCCUACAUUUUCUCCUACGAGCGCCACAGUGACCGUGACUGCAACAAGUACACCCCAGUACAGCAACAUUUACACCGUGGCCUACACGGAUGCCGACGGUGACGCCAUCUUGUUUUCUUCCAGUUCCACACCAUCAAGCGGGUACUUCACAGUUGGUGCAGCGGACGGCACAGUGCGGACCGCCAUCGACCUUCAAGCUGCCACAACAUUGAGCCACAAGGUGAGCAUCUCAGCAACGGAUUCGUUCAACACGGUCAACUCUGCCUUCGUUCUUUACGUGGAAAUAGUGGGAUUUAAUACAGCACCGGACAUGACCAGUCUUCCGGCAACCGUGAGUUUAUCAGAAGACGCAACAGCCGGUCGCAUCAUAGUAAAUCUUGGAGUCACCGAUGACUCCGGAUCAAGUCUAACCCCUGUCUGCACGAGUGGGUCAUCUGCCGAUGACUCCAAGUUUACUUACGACCAAUUGAGCGGCUCGCUGGUCGUGGCCUAUAACGGCGCCUUUGACUACGAGACCAAGUCUUCAUACACGAUCACCUGCACAGUCACUGACGGCUACCUGUCCAGUACGAAAAUUCUCAACUUGAUCGUCGCUAAUGUUAACGAGAUCCCAAAGUUUGAUAAAACAGAGUACUUCUGUCAGCUGGACGAAGGGACUGCAGGUUCCUCGUCCUGUCAACUCAAUGCUGUCAUCACAGACCCGGAGGACGGCACUCCGAGAUCUGUUUACUUCCUGGCCACAAACAACGGCAACAGAUUCAGCUAUGUCAGUGACACGGUAACCAUGACGACCAGCUACGACCUUGACCAAGCAGGACUGCCAACAGAUACUGUUGUCUACCUGGCCGCAGUGGACAGCGGUGGUCUAACGAGUACAGCAACAGUCAAGAUCCACGUCAACGACAUCAAUGACAACUCGUGCAGGACCGAUAGCCUGAAAUUAUACCAGUUGGAUUCUUCAAGCAUUCUGAAAAAGUUAGGAGCUUUCAGCCAGUCAGACAGUGAUGUCACGUCCCCCAACAAUCAAGUUCACUUUGAGCUCACGUCUGCUACACCUUCUUCUGCGACUGACCACAUCUACGUCACGAGAAAUGGCGCUAUAUUUUACUCAAAUAUUUUUAGCGCAAGUGACGAGGGUCAAAAGUUCACGGUGACAGUCCAGUGUGUAGAUGAAGGGUCACCUCGGACCACGUCUACUGCCACGGUCCUUGUGUACUAUGCUGAGACUACGACCACCACAACUACCACGCUGGCAACAACCACAACAACCACUAGCACUACUGCAGCAACGAGAGACAUUUGGGACUAUCCGGAGUUUCGGGCCUUGUUUGGAGCUUUCAUGGCGUUUUUAGGUUUACUGCUACUACUGGCCUUGACCUACUUAUGCUGGAAGUACCUUAGUCACUGCAAGACUUACAGACCACCACAUACACCAGCGAGAAAGGUUGAGCCGUACAGAGAACCAAGCCCCCGACGUCCCCCUGCCCUCACACACCGGCCGGCCAUCACUAGCAACUGGGACAACAUGGCUUGGAGUCUUAAAGGAGGCCACGGUACGCUAGGCAAGGCGCACUAUUUCCACUACCACUGAGGUCACUCUGCAAUGACAAAUUUGAAGGGACCUUGUGAUUGACAUCAAAAACAUCAAUGCAGUAGGAUAAAUCCAGUCGGAAACUCAAUAUUUUUGCUGCAAAAUUUAAACAUGAACUAUCCUGUGAUGUACUCUCCUGUGAUGAACUCUCCUGUGUUGAACCAUCCUAUUAUGAACUCUCCUGUGAUGAACUCUCCUGUGAUCAACUCUCCUGUGAUCAACUGUCCUAGGAUGAACUGUUUUAAGAGAAAGUAAUCGCAUGAUAAUCUGUUCUGAAAUUAUA